AUGGCUCGCGAUAGACUAGCAGCCAUGCGGGCUCAACAAGCUGGCGGCGGUGGUGCAGGUGGCUAUGGCGGUUACGGAGGAGGAAAUCAAGGUUAUGGAGAUCAUUCUUAUCCUACCCAACAACAACAGCAGCCAACAGGAUACGGUCAACAAGGAUAUGCUCAACAACAACAAGGUUACGGUCAACAACAAGGCUAUGGUCAACCAAUGCAACAAGCAUAUCCUCAAGAGCAAGCCACUUAUGGUGCCGUUCAAGGAGGUAAUGCUUAUGCUCAAAACCCAUACGGAAAUGGUGCGCCAGGAUCUUAUGAGAUGCAAGGCAUUAACAACAAUGAAAAAGGUGCACCUUCAAUGGACGCCUUCUUUGCCGAGAUUUCUGAUAUUCAAGAUACCAUUCGUCAAAUUGAUGACAACAUUAACCGAAUCUCAGACUUACACUCUCGUAGUCUGAAUAAUAUGGACGAAGCAUCUCAACAACAAGCACAACAACAAUUAGCCAGUAUGUCAAACGAAACAAGCAGAUUGACCAAUGCGAUCAAGAACAAGAUUCGCACUUUGGACACUCAAACUUCUCGUCUUCCCAAUAGCGGCGAUAAAAACGUUCGUAAAACACAAAUUGGCGCACAAAAGAACCGAUUCAAGGAAACCAUUCAAAGAUAUCAACAAGUCGAACAAACGUACAGAAAGAAGUAUCGUGAUCGUGCCGAACGACAAUACAAGAUUGUCAAGCCAGAUGCAUCACCGGAAGAAGUACGAGCAGCCAUUGAUGACGAUAACGGACAACAGAUCUUCUCGCAAGCUUUGCUUAACUCCAACAGAUACGGAGAGGCGCGCGGUGCUCUUCGUGAAGUUCAAUCACGUCAUGAAGAUAUCAAAAAGAUUGAAAAGGCUUUGGUUGAAUUGGCACAAUUGUUCCAAGAGAUUGAUAUUUUGAUCACCGAACAAGGUGAACAAAUUGAUGUGAUCGAUCAACAUGCAACUGCUGUUGAAACUGAUAUGAACGCAGGUCUACAAGCAACAAACAAAGCAGUUGACUCUGCUCGUCGUGCACGUAAAAAGCGUAUCAUUUGCUUCGUCAUUUUGAUUAUUUUGAUUCUUGUUAUUGCAGCAGCUGUUGCUGCAGGAGUUUGCUCCCAGGGCAAUUGUGGCUCAAAGAACGACAAU
This is a messenger RNA of Meira miltonrushii, 1164 nucleotides long. RefSeq names its product t-SNARE. The transcript has a single exon. The record is from RefSeq and is a predicted model, not a curated record. Gene Ontology annotation, biological process: vesicle fusion; exocytosis; intracellular protein transport. NCBI's taxonomy places the organism in Eukaryota, Fungi, Basidiomycota, Exobasidiomycetes, Exobasidiales, Brachybasidiaceae. The annotation marks the transcript as partial. Gene Ontology annotation, cellular component: SNARE complex; endomembrane system; plasma membrane. Gene Ontology annotation, molecular function: SNARE binding; SNAP receptor activity.